Messenger RNA from Pogona vitticeps (central bearded dragon), 1392 nucleotides. RefSeq names its product proto-oncogene Mas. Gene Ontology annotation, molecular function: G protein-coupled receptor activity. The record is from RefSeq and is a predicted model, not a curated record. Gene Ontology annotation, cellular component: plasma membrane. NCBI's taxonomy places the organism in Eukaryota, Metazoa, Chordata, Lepidosauria, Squamata, Agamidae. Gene Ontology annotation, biological process: G protein-coupled receptor signaling pathway.
GGGAAAAGAACAGAGGAGGGCAAAGUCAGUUGGUGACAGUUGGAUAACCAUCAAUGGAGGAAAGGGCUGACCAAGAGCAGGAGAAAGAAAGAAGGACAAGAGGAAAAGAAGAGGAGAAGAGGAAAAGAAGAGGAGGAGCAACUUAAUUUGUAGAUUGGGAAAGGAAGGAAGCGAAAUGUUCAUCUUCUGGAUUGGGUUUUGGGGUCUUCUCCAACUCCCAGAAGCCCACCUGGUUCCUCCCGUCUUUUCAAACUGGUCAGUAACAAAGGAAGAAUCGUUUCUGCCCUCAUUAAAGAAGGCACUGUUCGGAAAAGACGAAUAUCUAAGAGAAGAUGAUUUCAACCUGACAAGACAGAACGCUACAUUUUUUCCUCCUGUGGAGCUGAAUAUUUCGCGUCGUAUUUGCUGCGGAUGUGAACAUAUAAUAGAAUUUCUGGGCUGGGUGCUACAAGACCAUAUUACAGUUGCCCGUUUCGCCGUCUCCGUUUUUACAGCUGGACUUUUUGUGAACCUGAUCAUUUUCUUCUUUCUCCUUUUCCACUUGCAGAGGAAGUCCUGGACUGUCUACAUCUGGAAUUUAGCUGUGGCUGAUUUGGCUGUCUUUCUAUUUUUAUGCGUUAUCCGUUUAUUUACUUCCAUUAAUAACAUUUAUGGGGAUGCAAGUGAAGCUUUUGAUAAAUUAUUUCUACCUCUGGCAUAUCUGUUCUUAGCUUUACAGGGCGUCAGCGUGCAUUUCCUUGUGGCCGUCGCUAGUGAUUGGUACCUGUUUCUCAUUUUAAGCAGGAACAGACACUCACUACUGGAUUACCUGCGUCCUCUCUUUUCUGUUCUUGAUGCUGUCAUUCUCUGGGCCCUCUCAUGCCACUUAAUGCUAUUUUUCAAUUUGGGGAGUGACACACAACCCAUCGGCUUCGUAUCACUGAUGGUUUUUGCUCCGCUCAUAGUAAUCUGUACUCAAACCCUGAUCCUGCAGAUUUGGUGUAAAUUACGCGGGGAAGGAAAUCUGCAUACAGAAAUUGUUCUCGGAGCAUUCUUCUGCCUUGCCACAUGGGCACCCCUACAUCUGUUUUCCACCAUGAGCUAUGAUUGCGCCACCCUCUCCUUGCUGGCUUUUCAGCUCACCAUUCUGAGUAGCGCCAUCAACCCUAUACUUUACAUUUUCAUCGGGCGAGGACUUCUGCAUCAUCCGGAAAAUGUCAGGUUGCCCCAUGUGGUUUAAAGGGAGCCAAAGGUCCCCUAAAGGCUGGAGCCGGGCAGUGAAGGAAGAAAUAUAGAGAUGCUUGUCGAAGAAACGUUAUGUGCCUGUCUUUUUUUUUUGGCUUUGCAAGACGUUUGUGACAUUUUAAGCAUUGAAUGUGCGCCCAGCUGAAUAAAGUCCGUGUCUUAAGAAUC